AUGUCUAUUUCCGAUUACAAUAAACUCCUCUCUAUCAGGAGCCAUGUAGAUGAUUCCGAUAGCCAACCAACCCCAAGCAUUUCGGACGAGCAGGCCGAUACAUCCGACGAUGAGGGGGCUUUCGGCCCAAUGACACCCGCAGAUAACGAAGGCUCCAAGGCGGCUUUCAUCGAUAUAACAGAGCGAGAGCGAUCCUACGGAGAGCCUGUCGUCACACCAACCAGCUUUUAUGCCAAAGGAGGUGAUAGAGACAAGCCCUAUAGAACUUACGCACUCCUUCUGCGCCGGAAACUCCAGGAGGAUGGCCAACGGCGCUACAACCAGCUCGAGAUACGGUCCAAGUUCAUCCAAAAGGCUCUGCAGAAGCUCCUGGUCAACUAUAGCUACAUCAAUCUUGCCACCACACCGAUUGUUAUCCGUGAGCCGUACGCGGCACUCUUUCAACACCGUGAGGAGAUUCGAGAGUACGCGAAGUCGAAGACGCAAGGCCCGGACCAAAAGGCCCACAUGACCCAGCUGGUGCAAUUUAUGAAUGUUAACCUCGCCAAGCUGGAGAGGGAGUACCAAAUCUAUGCGCCCGAGGACUACGAAAUCACAGAUGACCAGGCUUUGCUAACUCCAGCUCGGUUGAGGGGCUUUUCUCUCAACCACAAGAUGUGGGCCUUCUUCCUCGUAGAUAAGGUGACGCCAAUCAAGUGGAUCCAGAAUCCUCUCCAUCAACUCCAGCUCAAGCAGUCGACCAAGAGUACGAUUGAGUCUCUGGUGUCUCAUCACUAUCGAUCUGAGAAAGAGCGGGACAUGAUAUCGAGAAAAGGCAAGGGGUACGCCCCAACCUCGCUCAACUCCCAAGCCAGUGUUGUCUUGCAGAGGCUUACUAUCUGGGCUGAACCCAUCCUUACAGAAACGAUUGCCGAGGCAGCUCAUUUGCCUCUCUAUUACGUCGGGGCCGGCGAGCUCGAGCGUAACCUCAUGGAUACGGAGCGCAAACUGCAGCGCGUACUCGACCUCGCUCGAGCCUGGAGGGCCAUCGUCCUCAUCGACGAGGCCGACGUCUUCCUCACUAAGCGCAACCUCGACGAUGUCGAGCGCAAUGGCCUCGUGUCCGUCUUCCUGCGCGUACUCGAGUACCACGAGGGCGUCAUCUUCCUCACCACCAACCGUAUCAACGCCUUCGACGCAGCUUUCAUGUCGCGCAUCCAUCUGCGCAUCAAGUACCCGGCCCUCGACGCGCCGACGCGGGCAAAAAUCUGGCAGACGGCGUUGCAGACCGCCGCCGCCGGGGGUGCUGAUCUGGACCAGCUGGACGACGGAGCGUGCGAGGCCCUGGCGGAGAAGUACGAGCUUAACGGGAGGGAAAUCACAAAUCUGGCGAGGACGGCUCAUUCCAUUGCCAGGUCUCAGGGGCGAACCCUCUCGUUGGAGCUAGUGGAGAAGCUGUACCAGUUGAGCAUGUAUGAUACGGAUCCGGCGACAGAUUAG
Scedosporium apiospermum is the source of this 1479-nucleotide messenger RNA. RefSeq lists its product as uncharacterized. Gene Ontology annotation, molecular function: ATP hydrolysis activity; ATP binding. Lineage: Eukaryota; Fungi; Ascomycota; Sordariomycetes; Microascales; Microascaceae. Bases 1 to 1479 code for a protein of 492 amino acids. The record is from RefSeq and is a predicted model, not a curated record. The transcript is spliced from 3 exons.